Messenger RNA from Rattus norvegicus (Norway rat), 6370 nucleotides. The record is from RefSeq and is a predicted model, not a curated record. Lineage: Eukaryota; Metazoa; Chordata; Mammalia; Rodentia; Muridae.
AGCAGUAAGUUUAGCAAGCAUCGGAGUCCCUAUUGUUUUCUAAGGUUCAGCAACCACACCAGGUGCCUUUACAUUUCCUCCUGCGUGAACUCAGCCUUUGUGGUCCUGAGAAACAAACCCAUGAGAGCAGUUUUAAUUCCUCAAGGGGCAUGGUGCAGUGUUUGUGCUAGGUAGCUUAGUAAGCACGAUUCCUGCAUUCCUGUGUGCCUCAGCCUUACAAUGUGGGCCUGGUCUCAUGUGCUCCCCAAAGGGAGAGUCCUGAUAUCUUAUUCCUCUUUCUUUUUUUUUUUUUUUUUUUGGUUCUUUUUUUCGGAGCUGGGGACCGAACCGAGGGCCUUGCGCUUCCUAGGCAAGCGCUCUACCACUGAGCUAAAUCCCCAACCCCCUUACUCCUCUUUCACUAUGCCUGCCAUACCACCUAUGUUCUUCAGUGUAUGCUCCUGUAUAUGGCAGAGGGGGAGCAAGCCAGUCUAACUUAUUAACAGAAAGCGCUCCUCAUGGGGCAUUCCCAAUCCUCCCAUUCAUCCUGUAAGUCACAUACCCAGAGAACCAACUGUGGGAACUCUUGUGUACUUAUUAACUGAACUCUUGCCCUUCGUUGCCAAGGCCUCAGACUCUGGGCUAGGCCCCAUUGUUUCUUUGGAUUGUGUGUUCUCAGGCUGCAAGUGCCGGAGAGUUCCUGGAAUCAUCUUUCUUAGUGCAAACAAGGGCACAAUGGCGAUUCUUUGUAGUAGACAGAGUUAUCGUGCUAUAUGGUUCCACUGGGGCACAGAGGUUUUCUAAAGAAAGCUUUUGUUUAGAGACUGCCAUUGUACACAUUCACAUCCUCUGACAAAGCUCAUACAGAAUUCCCCAAAGGAAGAAACAUAAGGAAACUCCCUAACACAGUGAGAAUCACCAAAGACAAAGUAGAAGGAUGCUGGAGAACUGUGGUCCGCAGUGUUGAUUGGUGCAGUGGUCACCAUGCCGUCCACAGUUCACAGGAAUCUCAGUUUUACUUUGAGGAAGGGUCAUAUCAUUUGACCUAGGUUGACUUGAAGUUUGUGGUGAGCCUCCUGCCUUGGCCUCCGUUUGAGAUAGCUGAGCUUGCCGGGCACACUGCCUCUAAGGGAGAAGGGCCUCUGAUGCAGUUAAUUAUCUUCAGACUCUUCUGUACUCUAUAACAAAACAUCCGAGGCUGGUGUUUGAUUAAGACUUACAUAAAUCACAGCCACGGCGAUUGGAGAACAUGGUGCUGGUCCGCAGGGCUCUGCUGGGGGUCGCUCUAGUGGAUGAUGUAGUAGCAGAAGCACUCGUGGAAAGGACCACAUGGCAAGGCAGUAAGUGGGGGAGUCUUGGACAGUGAGACCACUGUAAGCACUUGCACAGUGCUAACAACAGUUCACAAAGGCCUAGAACUCCAAGAGACACUCGCAAAGGUGGUAUGUGUGCCAUUUACCCCCACAUUCCUCCCACCAGGCCCCACUGCAUGAUUCAGCCACCUUGAACUGAGGCCCUAGAUCAAGUCACACCAGAGCAAUAGCAUGGACUGUCCUCCCAGUGUGUGAUCACGCCCAGUGGGAAUUAGAAAAAGCCAUCUGAAAAGCUGCCUCCUGCCAGCUACAGGCAUGAUGGGUGAGCUGCUGAUGGGAUGUGUCCUUGGAAGGCUGACAAGCUUGCCCUGAGUGACUCCUGCUGUUGCCUGAUCAAGGCCUGUGGACUUGGCUUGCGUGUUUGAUGCUGUCAGGUGAAGCUGGAAAGGAGCCUGCUAGCUGGAGUCAGGGCUUUCUCCAUGAGGGCUGUUAAUCACCAGUACCUGGGUCCAACAGAACACACUGUACACUUGGACAGAAGUUCAGCAUAAUUCAGACGGGGUUCUGGGAGCUGAGGCCCAGCUCUGGGGAACCACACGAGAGCAAACGGAAUACACAGUAUAACUGCUUGUAUAGAAAAGGAGAGGGCUGGAGACUGCCUUAACAAUUAGAUAAUCAUUUAAUUAAGAAGACAGGAGGUGCACAUACACAGAGCGGCCUGGAGGGGGAGCUGCCAGGCAGAUGAGAGUGCGCUUUCCAGAAUGUCAGGCAGGUGUAGAAGCCUGUUCUUCAAACAAUCGCCUCUAUCUUUAUGGAUCAGCUGUGCCUGUUUACAGUUAUGAACUACUGAUAGCCCCUCCCAGGGGGAGUAGCUGGGAGGGUCUCUGGGCCCUCAGCUGAGAUUUCAGCUGCUCCCUCAACCAUUUGCAUGCAAUUCUGUCCUAACAGCAUGGGAUCUGGGGGGCUUAGGCAGUGAUAAAGUCUAUAAACAAGGGAAGAUUGGUGCUCCCGCUAAGCGGCUACAGGGAUGCCACCACCCACACUGGACAAAGACUUACCAGUGUGUUUGUUUUAAUGUCUUUCCAGGCUUCUGUAAGUAGCCUCUCACCCACGCUCUAUAAGUAAGCCCAAAUGAAUUCUUUGCCCCCCAAGUUGUAAUCUGGUAGAAUUGUUCUUUCGCUUGUUGGACUUUGUAAGGAGAAGGUAAACAUUUUUUUAUUACUCCCAGAAAAGCAAUUCUUGAAACAGGGCCGCAAAUGCCAAACCCUGAGACAUGAACAUAUGAGAAGGCACCUUCACAGUGCUGCUGCAGGACUCCACCUAGAGUGGGAGCCUAACUGGUUCCUCUAGUGGUCCUCAGCCUGUGGGUCGUAACCCCUUCGGGGAGUCAAAUGACCCUUUCACAGAGGUCAUAUAUCAGAUAUCCUGCAUAUCAGAUAUUUACAUUACAAUCCAUAGCAGUAGCAAAAUUAUGAAGUAGCAACAGAAAUAAUUUUAUGGUUGGGGGUCACCACAAGAUGAGGAACUGUAUUAAAUAGUUGUAGCAUUAGGAAGGUUGAGAACCACUAAAGUCUAGUCACUGGUCCUGGCACUGAGGAAAUGGUUAACAAUGGUCUGAAGGAGGCUUUUGAGACCUUUAGGCCUGGGAAGAGGCACCCAAUAAAGCCCCAGAACAAAGCCAGAGCUCAGGUUUAAACGAGAAGAAGCCAUAGUUCAGAGAGGGUGCCACAGAGACUGGAAGGAAGGGACAGUGGGACAGAUGAAAACUGCCUAGAAAUUGCUGAAAAAAAAAAAAAAGACAUGGUCUCAGAGUAGUCCAGAUUAGCUUUGGACUUGCUGUAUGACUAAGGAUGACUUUAAACUCUUGAUCUUCCUAUCCCCAUCAGCUGGUGUCAUCAGCUGGUAUCAGGAUUAUAUGCUAAACCACCACAUCUUGUUAAUGCAGUGCUAGACAUCAAGCGUGGGACUUCUUGCAUGUUAAGCAAUCACUCUACCAUGCUGAACUACACCCUCAACCCAAACAUUUAACUUUUGAAGUCUUAAAGUCAGACAUCUGGGAAGUUCUUAUCCAAGCCACAAGUCUUUGUUAAUGUCUCAUGGUUUUGAGGGCUGUUAGUCUAUAUAGAUCUGAGCAAAUACAUAGACUAUCUAUGUGGGGCAGUGGACCAUGCCACCAGACAGAAAACGUGGUAAGGUCAAGCAGAUUCAGGAAACCCAGCAAUUCUCAUAAUCGAGACCCGUAGGCGUUUAAAUCUACUCCCGACUGAACAUGACACUCCAUUGAGAGGACUGUGACAAUCAGUCACGUAAGGGACAACAGCUGAGGUCCUUCCACACGAAGGCAGAUGAGGCAUCCCUAACGUCCUCCAUGAAUAAACAGUUUGGACAAGCAACGACAGUUUCCUUCAUCGAGGCUUCCCAGGGGGCAAGCCUUUGUCCUACAGAGCCUCGCUGAAGUCUCCUGCAGGCGAAGGUCUGAAGCUAAGCCAUUCUGGCUCCAGGCUCAUUGUGCCCCGCCCCCGCCUCCCACCCCUUCAACUCUUGCAGUUCCCAUUCCCGGGAGUUUGAGAACCAGUUUCUGACCAGAAAAAAAAUGGGCUGGGACCCCUAUCUUAGGUUUCAUUUCCUACCCCCCUGAGCUGUGUGUCCCACAAGCCCAGCGCCCCAGCGGAAAGGAACGUAGCCUAGCGCCUCUGUGUUUUGCCUCCCCGAGGGGCAAAGCGGAAAGCAGAUCUACAUACAUUCCCUGGAACUCUCAUCCUGACAUGUUCUAAGAGCGCUCCUCUUAGAGAGCUGAGUCUGUUUCUGAUCCAUGCGUAGCUCAGUUUGUUUAGUAGAAUACUGAACGUUCCCUGCAUGGUAGGUGUAAGCAACAGGCGGCUCCAUGUUCAGGGGAGUUUAGUGUAGCUAUAGGAGAAAGGCCAGGGGCAUCUAGAAGAGUCCAGAGCAGAGAGGGAAAGAAGCAGACUGCCAGUGAACAGGGCCAUCUCACGGGAGCAAAUAGGAGGGAGGAGCUAGAGAAGAGAAUAGCAAGAGAAGCCCGGUGGGGUGGGGGUAUUGCUGGUCUUAAAGAAAAUGGAGAGAGCCUGGGAGCUAGCAUAGUGGAGGAGUCACGGAGGGAAGAAGGUUCCGGAGGCUAGUGCAGAACAGGUGCAUGUGAAUAGGUACUGAGGGAGUCUGGAGGCCAGCAUGGGCUGUCAAAUGUAACCACAGAACUAUUCUGACAAGCAGAAACCUGACACGUUUCUGAGGAAUACUGCUUGAGAACUUUAAUCUGUACCCCAGAAAUCCUAUAGUCUAGCUUGAGCUGAGCCCAGACUGUCAUUUUGGACAAAGUCAGUGGGCUUGCCCUUUUCUGGAUGGGGUGGGGGGGUGGGGUCUUGGGAUUUUUCCUUUUGGACCUAAUAAUAGGCACCACUCUAAGGAUUCUAAGUUCCAGGCUAGGAGACUACAACCCUGUAGGAAGAACAGCCUGGCUUGAGGCCCUCUCAAAGUCUGGUGCUGUUUGUCAAACUCUCCCAGGUGGAGUCUCGGUCCAGCGAGGCACUAAACUGGUAGAAGCCACCAACGACUAGACCCCCUCCUACCCAAACCCCCUCCUGCCCUUCCCAGUACCGGUGCCUCAAGGACAGCAUGCUCUGCCCACAGAAAACCUCACAGCGUAGCACACUGGCAGCAGGUCCCAGAAGUUGUGGGACAUUUCCCAGGCUCCAAUUCCGGAGAUGUUUAUUCUCUGGGUGGAGGGUGAAAAAGCAAAGAAAGAUGUUGCAAUCCACUCUGUCCACGUCAUCUGAAAGGGAGGAGGGCAGAGCCAGAGGAGGGACAGCCUGAUGCAGACAGCCCUGACUCAACCUGCCAGCCCCCUUACCUGUCAGCCUUGAGGAGAUGGAACAGCCCAGCCUACUAGGCCUGCCCCCACUCCCCAACUUCCCUUGAUAAUGAACCAGAAACUGAAACUAAAACGGCUCCGCUUGAUGAGUCACUUCCCAAAGUGACUAAAGUAGCUGAGAAGUAGAAACAGAGGCAGAAGAGAACCCAGGGCACUGGGACAGGUGAGAGCAGGACUUCCUGAGGGUCUGAGGAGCAUGGCAGACAGCCCAGAGGUGGUAGCCAUGGACUGUGAGAUGGUGGGGCUCGGGCCUCAAAGGGUGAGUGGCCUCGCCCGCUGCAGCAUUGUGAACGUCCACAGCGCAGUCCUCUAUGACAAGUACAUCCAGCCUGAGGGAGAGAUCACGGACUACAGAACCCAAGUCAGCGGGAUCACGCCUCAGCACAUGGCGAGGGCCACGCCAUUUGCUGAAGCCAGGCUAGAGAUCCUGCAGCUUCUGAAAGGCAAGCUGGUGGUGGGCCAUGACCUGAAGCAUGACUUCAGUGCCCUGAAGGAGGACAUGAGAAAAUACACCAUCUACGACACGUCCACAGACAUGCUGCUGUGGCACGAGGCCAAGCUGCACUGCUACAGCCGUGUGUCCCUGAGGCUGCUGUGCAAGCGCCUGCUGCACAAGAGCAUCCAGAAUGAUCAGGAUUGCUGGUCUCCACUUGCUGCUGCCCUUCCCACCCUGAGCUGCCUCACUCGCCCACUGCUCACGGGAGUUGCUUGCUUCCUCUGGCUGCUGCCCUUCCUGCCCUGUCAGCUCUAGCCAUCCGCUGACACCCCUCCUGAACCCGAGCCAGGGAUCCCAGGGUCACUCUGCAGCCCCAGAACUGAGGAGGCAGCCCCCUCAGCCCCCCGCUCUCCCUGUGUCUGCAGAACAACUGGCGGGGCCACUGCUCUGUAGAAGAUGCCAGGGCCACAAUGGAGCUCUACAAAAUCUCUCAGCGACUCAGAGCCCAGCGAGGGCUGCCCUGCCUGGGAACAUCAGCCUGAACUUCAUCCUCAUCCAGGAUCAGAAGCAGCUACUCCUUGAAGGACCAUAGUUUUCCAUGAAUGAGACCUGUUUCUAGCUACAACAACAACAGCAACAACCACAAAAUGCAAAAGCAAGAACACUCCGCCAUUACAGCAAUUCUCUUGCUUUGGAGCAAAGAAAAAAAAAACCAAACUUUAGUAAUAAAUGACUUUGAUUUUGUCUAAUCAA